This is a messenger RNA of Vicia villosa (hairy vetch), 2964 nucleotides long. Its product is annotated as F-box/kelch-repeat protein At3g06240-like. Lineage: Eukaryota; Viridiplantae; Streptophyta; Magnoliopsida; Fabales; Fabaceae. The transcript has 2 exons. Gene Ontology annotation, molecular function: protein binding. The record is from RefSeq and is a predicted model, not a curated record. Bases 62 to 1651 code for a protein of 529 amino acids.
AAGUUGGUUUUCGGCGCACCCAAUCCUAACCUAAAGAAAAUCAUCACCGGCAGAAGAAGAUAUGAUGGAUUCCGCCACCGUGUCCCACGAUGAUCAGAAGGUUAGCAGAAGAUAUAUUCCAAUAUCAUUCUACAUGGAUUCCGCCGUCAACCACCCUGGUCCGAGUCGUAAGGUCAGCAAAAACUCUAUCCCACUAUCGUUCUACACAACCACCCACGUCUACCACCCUGCUCCUGAUCCGACCUCUGAAUCAAAGAUUGAUGUAUUUGUAGUAAACGAAGAAAACGAUACCAGAAAGAAGAAUCCACUAUCGUUCUACAUGGAUCCCACCGUCUCCCACCCUGGUCCGUUGCUUAUAAACUAUAUACAACCAUACAGUUCAUCUGAAUCUAAUUCAUCUGAAUCAAAGAUCAUCUUUGGUAGCUUUGGUUCCGAAUCCUCUGAAUCAAAGUCUGUGGCAAAGGUCAGCAAAAACUAUAUUCCACUAUCCACCGCUAUUCCCGAUGAAUUUGCUUUCUCUAUUCUUUCAAAACUCUCUAUUAAGUCAUUGAAGCGCUUUGGAUGCGUGUGCAAAUCAUGGUCCGCUUUAUUUGAAAAUACUGAUUUCAUGACAAUGUACAGAGAACAUUUCAUAUCUCGUCAUGGUUCUGACGAUGAUUAUCAUACAUUUAUUCUCACAAGUGAUAAGCUUGAUCAUGGUCUUGUCCACUCUGAAUUUCAUUUGGUCGAAAAUAGACUCGAACUAAAUUUGCCAUCUCCACUUCAACGGUCUGGCGAAUAUACUUGUAUUCUCGGCUCCACAAGUGUUAACGGCUUUUUUUGUCUCGGCCAACAUUAUCUAGCUAUGAAGACGCCCCAAUAUGUAUUAUGGAAUCCCCUUACCGACGAAUUCAUGGGCAUUCCUUCUAGCCCCACUGAACUUACACCAAAACACCCUAGUUUCGACACCCUCAGUCUCGAACCUAUUUUUCACGGGUUUGGUUAUGACCAACUUAGACAUGACUUUAAGGUCGUUCAGUAUGUAUCAUUUGUUUCCGCUCGCUCUUCUCGGCUUACAACAAGUUUUUUUGAGAUAUAUAGUUUAAAAAGUAAUUCUUGGAGAAUGAUCGACAUGGACAAUGAUCUGUCUCAUUGGGGUUAUUUUUAUUCUAGGGCAUUUUCUGGUCACGAAGUUUAUCUGGAUGGAGCGUGUCAUUGGUUGGUUUCGGAAUGUAUCAACCAUCGAAGGGCUAUGACCGUCUUGUCAUUUGACUUGAGUCGUGAGGUGUUCUUUACAACACCCGUCGGGGAACAACCUUAUGCUCCAUACGCUGAUCUUCUAUGCUUGACAGUGUUAAAUGGAUCUAUUGCUUUACUAUCCAAUCAUCACGACGAUGUUGUUUUUCACAUAUCUAUUCUGGGUGAACUCGGUGUGAGUGAAUCAUGGAUCAAACUAUAUACUUAUGGCCCCUCACCUUCCAUCCAAUGGCCACCACUUGGAUUUGGGAAGAUGGGACAUCUUUUCAUUAGAAAAAAAGAUCAUGAAAUCGCCUAUGUUGAUUUGAGCACCCAAAUUAUUCAGGAGGUUGGUAUUACUAGUGGAAAGACAAAUUAUAAUAUUGGCGGUCUUUACAAGGAAAGCCUUCUUUCGUCGGAGGAUCAAUGUAACUAGGUUUUCUUCUUCUUGUAGUUUUCACUUGAAAGGUCUGGUAACAUGAUGAUGAUGAUGAUGAUGGAUUGUAUUUUGGUGACUGCCUUUUGAUGAAUCUUGAAUGGCAGUCUGGUUUUGUGAAUGUGUGUACUGCAAUGCAUGGAUUGGGGGGCAAUAUUAGGCGUUGUAUGAGAUAUGAGGCCAAUGUUACUGAUUCGUUUGCAACAGAUUCUGUUUGUAAGAAAGGAACUCUAAGGGAGGAAUGCGUGUUGUUUGCAAUAGCUCAUGCAAAUCAAUUUGAUUCACUGCUAACUUUUCUUGACGAGCUGUCCGACUUUUCUCAGUUGAAGACACUAGAAAUAAAUCUGUAAUGCUGUCUGCUAAAUCAUCUAGCAUACCUGACAAAAGUAUAUUCAAGCUCCAGGAUUGAGAAGCUAUUUGGUGAUGUGGGUUAUCACUUGUCUUUAUUGAAUUCAUACAAAGAUUAUGACACCUACAAUACAAUAAAUGCUUGUUGCGCCUUUCAUGCUGGAAGGGUCUCUAUGAGUGCCUAAAUGACGUUUAUGUGGCCACUUCGAACCAUAUAUCACAUGUUGAGAGAUGCAUGGAGGUUCUAUUUUCCUUAUUACCAGUAGUUAUGAAUCCCUAUGGUAGUGUAAUGUCAGGGGACACAAGUUCUGCAGAGGAAUGGCAACGUGUUCCCUGGAACCGUUGUAGACACAGAUGUGGUACAUCCUUUUGAAUUUGAUUUUUACCUUUGUAGCCACAAUGGAAGCCUAGGUACAAGCAAACCAACACACUACCAUGUGUUGUGGGAUGAGAACAAGUUUAGUUCUGAUGAUUUGCAGAAACUGAUAUAUAAUCUAUGCUUUACCUUUGCAAGGUGCACAAAACCUGUAUCUUUAGUCCCUCCAGUAUACUAUGCCGACCUUGCUGCAUAUAGAGGAAGACUAUACUAUGAAACAAGGAAGUCAGCAAAGAGUAAUGAUGAGCUGUUUUCCAAAUUGCAUCCUAAUACGGAAAACAUGAUGUUCUUUGUCUGAAAACCUCUUUUUUUGUUGUGGUUCAAGUGAUUAAGUAGUUUGUGACUAAAUCUAAUGGAUUGUAGUACUUUGUUUCUAAUAUUUAGUCUUUUGUUAUCAGUCAGAUUUUUCUCAUAUAGAACCUAUUAGUUAAUUCUAUUGAAGAUGUUAUAAAUGUUGUACACUUUUUGAGUAUAAGUACUCCUGCUCAUUAGAAAAAGGAAACUGCAUACACAUACACAUGUACCUUCCUGCCAAUGCAAAUAUUAGUUAUUGCUAAUGCUAAACAAUGUUAUUUAUAUAUUAUUUUAA